This is a messenger RNA of Populus trichocarpa (black cottonwood), 2024 nucleotides long. RefSeq lists its product as uncharacterized. Bases 185 to 1567 code for a protein of 460 amino acids. Lineage: Eukaryota; Viridiplantae; Streptophyta; Magnoliopsida; Malpighiales; Salicaceae. The transcript has 16 exons. The record is from RefSeq and is a predicted model, not a curated record.
UAAAUAAAUAAGAAGCCGAGAGAGAAAGAGAGGUCACCCAUUUUUUAUUUCGAGUCCUCAAGUUUUAAAAACUGCGCGUAAAAUUGUGCGGUUGUUGAAACUUAAAAAGAGAGGGAGGAGGCGCAUCGGGAGACAGAAAGUGAAGUCUCUGUCGAGCAGAGCAGUGGCAGUGCAGAAAGAGAAGAUGACGAGAAAAGGGAAGGAAGUAGUGAUAUCAACAAGCCUUAAUCACAACAGUGCCGAAGAUGAAGAAGAAGAAGGCGGGUUCGAUCACUCAAAAAUCAAUGGACGACCUUUCUCUCCUUUCCCAAGUUUCUCCUCUCGCAAUGCUUCCUCUAAAUACGACUUUGUCAAGGUGAAGGUGUGGUUAGGUGAAAACGCUGAUCACUGCUAUGUUUUAUCAAGAUUCCUGCUCAGCAGAAUGUUGACUGUCACUAAGAUACCCAAUCAUGUUGCUAUUAAAAUUGCUCUUGAACUCAAGAAGCUGCUUAUCGAUAACAGCCUGCUCGAUGUCUCUCAGUCUGAUUUGGAAGCCAAUCUUUUCAAGCUUAUGGAGCGGCGGGGGUAUGGAGAAGAGUACAUAAAUCAUUACAAAAUGAUGACCAGAUUUCACUAUCAACGAGUGCCCUUGGUAAUUCUUGUUUGUGGAACUGCCUGUGUUGGGAAGUCUACCAUAGCUACCCAACUUGCACAACGGCUGAAUUUGCCUAAUGUCUUGCAGACAGAUAUGGUGUAUGAAUUGCUGCGAACAUCAACCGAUGCACCAUUGGUAUCUACUCCUGUAUGGGCACGGGAAUUCAGCUCUUCUGAGGAGUUAAUUACUGAAUUUUGUAGAGAAUGCAGAAUUGUUCGUAAAGGUUUGGCUGGUGAUUUGAAGAAAGCAAUGAAAGAUGGAAAGCCAAUUAUAAUUGAGGGGAUACAUUUGGAUCCAAGCAUUUACUUGAUGGAUGAAGAAAAUAAGUUACCAGCUAAAAUGCCAGAAAAAUCUGAGACAAACACUGUGUCAGUGAGUCUGGAUGAUGAUCCUGCAAGACAGUUGGAAAAUAAUUCUGUCAGUGAAAAUAAUACUGAAAAUAGCAACUGCACUACGGGAUAUUUGACCUCAGAAGAAGGGAAAUCUGUUAACCUGGUAAAUAAAGUUGUGGAUUCACAGGAAUCUAUAGGUAAAGCUGGAAGCAUUUCUGACAGUAAAGGUGAAACUAUUAAGGAUCUUGAGGGAGAUAGAAAGACUUCUGUUAGCUUAAAAUCUGGUCCUGAACCAAUAAUUAUACCAAUAGUUCUGAAGAUGGCUGAAUUUGACCACAAGGCAUUACUUGAGGAGUGGAUCUCAACACGUUCAUUUAGUGAUAAAUGCCCUGCUGAGGACAAAGAUAAGUCAAUUACCAAUUUGAAAAUCAUUCAGGACUAUCUCAUCUCAUUCAAGUCACAGGGUCUGACAGUUGCCAAUAUAUCAGCCACAACAUUCCCUCAAACACUGGAUUGGCUGCAUGGCUAUCUUCUUCAGAGCAUUGAGCAAGGCAUUUCAUCAGUGUCCAGUGAAAAUGGUAGACAACCAGCUCAAAAUUAGAUUACCUGCGGAUGUUAGCUUGAGCAGCUCAAAAUUAGACAGAAUUUCGAGGAACAGCUUUGUAGCAUUAGUCGCUGAAAGCGACUAUACAGAUGCGGUAGCUGAAAGCAAAUUGAAGAGCUUAGCGCAGAGACCUUCAACCCUUGUAAGAUGUAAACUUAUCAGGCUAUGGGAAAGCUACUAUCAGACCAUGAAACUUCUUGUGAUGGCAGCAUUUGCAAGUUUUCGAAGCUGCCUCAUGUGGUGGACCAAACUAUUUUGAGGGUAUUCCAGAUCUUGGCUGCCCCGUAUAAAACUGGACAUGUGUCUAGUGAAUUUUCCCGAAUCUAAAGUUAUGAUUGUUUUGCUUUUGAUGUUUCCAGACUUCUCCGUGAUCUUUAAUUUGUAUAUCUAGUUUAUAAACAUAUUUGUAACACAUUCCAUGUCGUAUUGCAAUAAAAAAUGUUUGCAUUAAGCA